Molecule: messenger RNA, 1048 nt
Organism: Thermothielavioides terrestris NRRL 8126
Lineage: Eukaryota; Fungi; Ascomycota; Sordariomycetes; Sordariales; Chaetomiaceae
Exons: 2
Coding region: 182-943 (253 amino acids)
Source: RefSeq, a predicted model, not a curated record
CGCGAUUGAACCAGGUGCUGUCCAAUUGCCAACUUGAGCUUUGGCACUCAACGCGCUUCCAACUCGGACCUGUUUUGAAUAUCUGAAAUGAUUUACCAGGGCUGACAUUCUUUCAUUCUUGUUAUUUGCCCCCUCCGUACUCUUGCGUACUUCAAUCGCUGCGAGACGGCUCACAUCCCUCAUGGCGGGGCACGUCGAGGAGGGAUGGAACCAAGUGAAGCGCAAGGGCGGCCGUCUGCGCAGCGUGCCUGCGCCAGCGAAUAACGGCGCUGAUUCCACUGUCGACGAUGGCAUCCGGCCGAAUCCGAAACCAGAGCUCUCCGUCGAUGAUCUCUGGCGGUAUCACGGAAGCGUGGCGAAAUCGGAAGAGUGGCAGGUAUCCCAGUGGUGGCAUACGGUGCGCCAGCUGCUCGAGGAAGCCUCAAGCCAGCCCAACCGUCCUGUCAUCACGCAGGCCGUCUGCUUGGGCCCCGGCCCCUACGAGCCAAGCAACGGUAGCUCCAGGGCGAGGCGCACUGCCCACAUGCAAACAGCCGCCUUUUGCUUUAUUGUUGACCAUCUAAAAACUCGCAGCGGCCGAGAAAUAAAAUGCGUAGUCCAGGAGCCCCGGUUCACUCAGACGGACAAGGAGUUCUGCGCGAGGCUCGGCUUGCAGGUUGUAGAGAACCCAGAUGCCUUCGCGCUUGUGGACGAAAAUACGCUACUGUUCGGCAUCCACAUGGAACUUGACAUCUACAACCAAGCCCUGGCCAGUCUCCCAGGCAUUUACGUCGGCGCUGGUCUGGAGGAGUGGGAGAAGGUCGUCGAUCACGACGACGGGGACAGCAAAAGCCCCCUGGCAGCCUUCUCGCGGAUGAAAGCCGCUUACGAUCAAUAUCCCUUCCCUGAUUUGGAUUACAUGUUUUCCAGCACCGUCAUGUACUGGAGAAGGGAGCAAACCUGAGUUAAACUCCAGGUGCAUCACGACGCUGCGUCUCAAGUGACCUUGCCGCUCCGGGGACGCUGCUGCUGGCUGCUUUGCAAACAGCAUCGAAGCGGGCCGCCCAGU